Molecule: messenger RNA, 936 nt
Organism: Trichoplusia ni (cabbage looper)
Lineage: Eukaryota; Metazoa; Arthropoda; Insecta; Lepidoptera; Noctuidae
Exons: 1
Coding region: 1-936 (311 amino acids)
Source: RefSeq, a predicted model, not a curated record
AUGCCGAUCAACCGUUCUCCGCCGCCACAGUCGGCAGUACCCCAGAUAUCUACUGCGACAUUGCCUGUGCCAAACGUGCAGGCGCUUUACACACCGCUUAGUUUAUCCGAACCUAAUCUGAAUUUGGGCACUGACACUGCUGUUACUGUGAUUUCGCCAAAUAUUACAUUCAGAAACACUAAGCGUAAACUAUCUAGUGGCACCGACGUGAACACUUUAGCCGAUUUUAUGUCUGAAAUGAGAGAAAUGCUUCAGGAAUUUAAACUACAGCAGGACGAGAAAUAUGACAAGUUGUUUUCCGUUGUAAAUGGGAUACGCGAUUCCUUGGACUUCCUAACUACACAACACGAAGAUCUAAAACUUCAAGUAAAGGUGCUAGAAUCUGAGCGUGAAGGAAACUUGAAACAUAUAAAUGAUCUUGAAGGGAAGAUUGAGAACAUGGAGCAAAGCGCACGGUCUACCUGUAUUGAGAUAAGGAAUAUUCCCUGUUGUAAAUCUGAAACGAAACCCUCUCUACUGAAUACUGUUAUUGAAACUGGUAAAUUGCUGAACGUCGCAAUCCAACUGAGGGACGUCAAAGAUGUGUUUCGCAUAAAAACAAAGGACCCAGCUGUCAAGCCAAUAAUAGUCGAUUUUACCUCGGUACUUCUUAAGGAUGAUUUUCUGCGUAAAUUUCGUAACCACAUUAAAAACAGUUACAAGAUAACUACGGAACAUCUUAAAAUAAGUGGUCCUGCAAAACGUAUUUACAUAUCGGAAAAUUUGUCAGCCAAGAAUAAAAGACUCUUCUUUCUGGCAAGAGAUGCAGCAAAAACCAACCAGUUUGAAUUCUGUUGGGUCUCACACGGGAGGAUCUAUGUUCGAGAAAGGCCUGGCAGUCCUCACCUUCAGGUGAAGAAUGAGUCAGAUUUAGCAAGUAUUGUGAAAGCUGCGUGA